This is a messenger RNA of Bactrocera tryoni, 4671 nucleotides long. RefSeq lists its product as uncharacterized. The coding region runs from base 932 to 4153 and encodes 1073 amino acids. Gene Ontology annotation, cellular component: plasma membrane. NCBI's taxonomy places the organism in Eukaryota, Metazoa, Arthropoda, Insecta, Diptera, Tephritidae. The transcript is spliced from 10 exons. The record is from RefSeq and is a predicted model, not a curated record.
UAUUUCCGUUAAAAACUGCGCAAGCAAAAACAGCAAUAAUGUUAAUUAAUAUUUACAAAACAUGCAAUUUAUUAAAUUCAUAAACGUCAUAUGUAUUCGUAAUACUUUUCAGUGAAAUUCGGAUAGCGAACGCUGGCGCUAUAUGUUCAACAGUGUUGUGUGAGUGUUAUGUGCAUACAAAUGUAUAUAUGUUUUAUUUUUUGUGUGCUGCUAUGUACGUUUUCGUCUGUCGGUCCGUCCACGGUGUGUCUAUUCUCGCUGUAAAUUAAACGUCGCGCAUCCCGCACCAACGUUCCAGGUGCGAUGAAUCAUACAUUUUUGAACGAGUAAUUGUAAGACAAAAAAAAAAGUUAUUUAAGAAAAGCAAACAGAAAUAGUGCUGGUUGUGGCUGCUGUUUGUUACUGCAACAACAACAAUAAAGAAUCCAAUUAGUGCAAAGCAGGAAGAGCAAAUGCAUUCUCGAAUGCUGUGCGCCAAGGUAAAUGUGCAUAUAGUAUACACGCGUUUGUGACAAAUAUAGCUACAAUUGUAAUGUCCAAGUGCAUUUAUGUGGACUUCGAUUGUCAAUAUUGGAACAAGGCAGCAUUAGCAUACAUGUAAAAGUUGGAAACAACUGCCAACUUUCGAAGCUAAAGCGUUUGGAUAACUGUCCUUGUUUUUGCUGUGGUGCCGCACGCAAAAAUGAAAAUGGUCAAAUUAUUCUUCAGCUCACUAAAGAAAUGCUCAAAAAAUGUCAAUGGCAAUAUAGUUAAGCGCCAGGCAGCGUCUGCAACAUAAUCUAAAAUACGCUAAUUGCAACAAGAAAUAAAUAAAAGUGAAUGUCAGUUGUAGUGCUUGCCACCACUAGUGCAACAAGUGUUUGGAAAGCCGGCCAAGCAGCCUCAAGCAACAUUUAACAAUACACACCCACACCCACCACUGAAAAGCAUAAUGGCCUCUCUACAUGCCGCCAAUUCAUGCAACAGCAACAGCUGCAGUGCCGCUCUGACCAACAAUAAGCCGCUAACACCAACAAAAAACACAGUUAAACUGUUGAAUGGCAAAAGUAGCAGUGAUUGUGGUGUUGUUGCUGCUGCCUCAACUGUGCCAAGCAACAACAACAACAGUAGCAGUAAAAGUUACAACAAUUUGAGCAACAAUGUUGAGCAGCUUUUCAAUUCCGCUUUGAAGGCAUUACAUUUGCCACAAUGUGUUGGUGGCGGCACGGCAGACAGUGGUGUUGGCGGCGGCGGCGGCAAGAAGUCGCCCGGCAAAGUGAAAACAAAUGGUGAAAAUAAGUUGACAUUGGUGGUGCAGAAGUGUGCGAAAAACAUUGACAUUGCCGCUGCAGCGGCGGCGGAUGAUGAUGACAUUGAAUAUGAGCAGCACGAUUUGGCGGCGCAGGAGGCGCAGCCAGACGCUGACAGUGUGCAACUGCGCUGCGCCUGCCCGGCUGUCCAUGCAACUAGCACAGAUGCGAGUAAUGUGAAUAAUAAGAAUAGAACCAUGACAGUUACGACCACUUUUCGCAGCAGCAGCACAUCGGCGCUCAUGACGGCGGGUCAUAUGCGACCACAAACGUUGAAUGUGCAUCAUUUGCGCGAAACGCCAUCGGAUCAAACGCAGAUUUUCAUACGAGAAGUUCUUAACGCUUGGCGUGCCAAAGCGCGUUGCAAUGUCGUGCCGGCGGAGCGCACACAGGAGCUCUUCCAUGAGCUGAGUUUCCAUCCAAGUGAGAAGCAAAUCACCGAAAUGCUACAAACAGCCAAAUUGUUGGCACGCAAAGGCAGCCGCCAAUCGAAUGGGCUCACUUUUGGUGAAUUUUGUGUGCUGGCAGCCGAUCUAAAACGCUUUCGCACAUCGACUUUCUCGCCGUCGAUUUGCGACAAGGUAAAUCUAUUAAGCUCUCUACAGCAGGAAAACAAUGACAAUAGCAGUCGUGUUGUUGAGGCUAAUAACGGCACCGUGUGCCACACGGCAACAACAACAGCAACGGGCACCGAAUUGCGUAGUACAAAAUCCUUAAGUAAUGUCGAAGACUGUAAGCGAAAAUUGUCAAAGGGUGACACAUCGGCACCGGUUGAGGUAUUCCUAGGCGGUUCAUGUAAUCCCACCACCUGGCGGGCCGAUGUCGCCAUACCAGCGUUGAAUGAACUGGGCAUUUCCUUCUAUAAUCCCCAAGUAUCUGAUUGGACGCCUGAUCUCAUCGAGCUGGAACAUCGCGCCAAAGAGAAGGCGCGUGUUUUGUUCUUCGUUAUGGAUUCGGAGACGCGCGCUUCUGCUGGUGCCAUUGAGGCGGCACAUAUAGCGGGUCAAAACUGCAAGCAGCUGGUGUUGGUACUACAUCCAUAUAAACGUAAUCAAUCUAUACUUAAUGAGCAAAUAUCCCAGCAAGAAUACAUUGACCUCCGGCGCAAUCAGUUAAUAUUGAAGGAAUUGGUCACACGUCGUGGCCUACCAGUUAUGGAUGAUAUACCAUCGGGUCUGCAGCGCACCAAAGACAUUUUGGCUGGCAUUAGAGAUCCACCCUCGAAUAUAGCAACGAUUUUAGUUGUCGUGCGUGGCGCCUUCGAUCGCGUUAAUCCCGUGAACGGCGCCAUCACAGUUGUACAAUGUCAACGCGCUCUCUUAUAUUUAGGUUACGCUCAGAGUCUAGUUAAAUUAGACAAUUUAAAUAAGAUAAUCGCCACACAACGUGAAACGUUGGAAGCCCUACAAAAACGCAGUACAAAAUCUGGUGCUCAACCAGAACUUAAUAGCAGCGAGCAUGCCACUAAGAAGAGCUCAUCCGCAACAUCGUGCAGCUCCGACACACCCACACACGCUUCGUUGAACGAAUCGUUGGAUGUCGACUUUGAUUUAUUCUGCGUGAUUUCGGCUUAUCUCUCGGUGCUGCAGCAGGAAAUACAAGAAAGUGGUUGCAUUUCGCCCAUAAAGGGCACAAAUGUGCCACCACCGCCGGUCUAUCUUACCAAUAUGCAAGGUGAUGAAAGCAAUUUUGCUAUCAGCUAUUUUACCAGUAAAAAUAUUUCACGCACCUCCAGUCAAACAAGCGUACCCGGCAGCGAUGAACGUCACAGCAGCACGGAUUUGUUGAGUCGCAGUCGUGAUAGUGGCACCUCCUCACCGCAACCGUUAGAUCAACCGAUGAAAUCACGUUCGGCCGCACAGUUAGGUAAAGCAAAAACAAAAAUUCUUGUCAACAUCGAAUCUAUAGAAACAACCGAAAUCACAACAACUAUCCAAACUGCUCAUACACCAACAACACCACCUAAUACUUCUACCACUACCGCCACAGCUUAUCCAAUAUUGAGCGCACACUCAACAGCCGCAGCCGCAUAUCCGCUGGCGCAAUUGAACGCCAGCGCCGCACAACUGCACUCAACCUAUCCAGAUAGCAGCGUAACAGCGGAGGAGGAGAGCGACUCCAAUGAUUCGGUAUUCUCAUCCAGCAGUUCCAUUAAUUCGGUCAAUUGCAAUUAUGGUGGCAAUAAUGAGUUCUUAACCUUCGCCGGCACCGAUUUCCGUGAUGUCUACCUUGGUGGCAGUUGCUUUUUGCGCACCAAGUGGCGUCAAGACAUCGCUAUGCCGUAUUUGAAGACGAAAGGCGUCACCUUUCAUCCACCCGCGCUGCAUGAGAGUUUGCAAGCAACACAGCUGGACAGCAGCUUGCCGGAUAAAGUGUACGAGGAUGCACGUCAAUUGGGCGCCGCACAGGAGAAGUCGCUAAAGCGUACACGUCGAAAAUAUCGUGGCGCCGCUUUGGAGGAAGAGGAGGAGGAAGAGCUGACCGUGUCGGAGGAGACCUACAGCUGGGCAUUGCCACCGAUGCGUCCGAGUCUGUACAAUCCAGCGUUGCUGGAUGCCAGUCGUGUGCUGUUGUUCGUCAUCACGAAUGAGACGCGCUCGUUGGCGCCCAUGACGCUGGCGGCACAUUGCAUCGGCUUGAUGUACAAUGUGGUGUUGGCCGUGCAAAUGCUGCCCGACGAUUGUGUGAUCAACAAUGAGAAGCUCACGCCGGCCGCUAUUAAGGAUUACAAUCGUGGUCGUUCGUACCUAAUCGAUUUGGCCAAACGUCAGGGUGUGCCUGUUUUUAGCGAUUUGAAGGCAGCUUUGGAAUGCACUGUGGACAAGAUAAAAGCGUGCAACUCGCGUGGCAGUCGUUAUGAUUGAAGUGUUGUAUCAAAAAAACUAAAAAAAUGCACAAAACGCAACAACAACACGCUCACAGUCUCUAAGCGCAGUUUACCACACACACGCCUACGUCAAGUACCUACAAGCAAACAAACAUAAACAAAUUUGGGCAGCAGAUUUUAGCAGAAUUUUUUUCAAACUACAUAUACUAUGCAUAUAAACUAUAGAUAUAUAUAUAUGAACUAUAUAUAUAUAUGUAUUUAUAUGUACUUUAUAUAUUAAUUACUAGCAAUUCCGCGUGAAUACAACUUUUACUUAACUACAUUUGUAAUAGUUUAAUAAUUUUUAAUUGUAUGAUGAUGCUUCAAUACUAUUUCAACAUAGUUACUUAGCUGAUAAAAUGGAAAUUGAACGCGCAUGCGUGCACGUUUUGUACGCUUUAGUUGCCUUAACUGUACGCCAAGCUACUAAUUCUUAUCAUAUAAGUGCUCUAUAUAUAUUUUAACUUAAUUUAAUUUAAUUACACUCUAAUUUACAUAUACACAAACACACAUAUA